Molecule: messenger RNA, 1059 nt
Organism: Closterium sp. Yama58-4
Lineage: Eukaryota; Viridiplantae; Streptophyta; Zygnematophyceae; Desmidiales; Closteriaceae
Source: the annotation of a GenBank genome assembly
AUGUCCGCCGCAGUGGCGGUGGCUCUCCGCGUAUCGCCCGCCAUUCCUGGCCCGACUCGCCACGUGAUCGCGGCGAGGGUUGCAUCCCCGCUAUUGCGUCGCUCGUUUGCCACCCUGUCGCCAUUGGCGCGUGCGUCGUCACAGUCGUGGGACGCGCUGAGCCAACCCACAGGCGAGUGGCAGGGCACGCUGAGGGCGCCAGUAACGGUGUCAGGCGUGGGGCUGCAUCUGGGCCGUCCCACCACCGUCACUCUGCUGCCCGCCCCUGCUGCCUCGGGACGGGUGUUCCACAUGAUGCCACUACUGGACGGAUCAGCAGCGGAGUGGGUGCGACACAUCAUGGCGACCGGCAUCCACCCCGCCACCCUGCACCACACCCACAGCACCACAAACGAUGCUGCUAGUGGUGCGGCCAGUGGUGCUGUGACUGUGGAGAGGAGAAGGUGGAACCUGCCUGGAAACCGGCCAAUCACGGUGCAGCAUGGGGAUUCCUUCAUCGCUGCAUUCCCCCGGGCUUCUCCGCUUCUCACCUACGGCAUUGAUUUUCCACACGUGCCUGCCAUCGGGCGGCAGUGGGUGUCGUGGGAGCCGGGCCAACACCGGGGCGCACGAGAGAAACAAGUUGGGGCAGCAGAACGGCCAGCGGGGGCAGCAACGCAAGGGGAGCGUGGGGAGCAUGAGGAGCAUGGGGAGCAGGGUCAGGAGUGUGGCGACUAUGUGUCAGGCAUUGCGCCUGCGCGCACCUUCUGCAUCCUUGAACAGGUGGAGCAGAUGCGAGCAGCGGGGCUCAUCAAGGGCGGCUCACUCCACAAUGCCCUCGUGUGCAGCCAAACGCGAGGGUGGGUGAACCCCCCGCUACGGCUACCUCUGGAGCCAUGUCGGCACAAGCUGCUGGACCUCAUAGGGGAUCUGGCGCUCUGUGCCAGGGGGGGCAACGCCGGCAUUCCCAACGCGCACAUAGUGGCCUAUAAAGCGAGCCAUGCUCUGCAUGUGGUGUUUGGUAAGACACUUAUGGGCGCGCUGGAGGCAGAGGCGAAGGGGCAUGGAGAGGCUGGGUAG